AUGCCUGCCUGCCGUUAUUCAUCCCAAGCUGCCUGGAGUGCUUCUCGGCUGGGGCAGGCAGAACGCCAACUCGGUGUCCGUCAAGACACAAGCAUGCCUCCCAAAAGUGAUUCACCAAUGAAUCCCGAAGGCGACUCAGGUGCAGCGGAACAGCAACACCUGGACUUUUGCUCGAAAUCCGACUACCAGCAAGGCGUCCCUACAAACAGUCUUCGGCAAGGAUUGCGCUUCCGCUGGAAUCCAGACACUCGCAAAGAGUCCAUGGCUCAUGGCAAAGAGGCACAACGCGACCUGGAACGAAAUCCGUCUACAGACUAUGUCGGUUUCCGAACACUCGCCAAACGCCACGAUCUGCUCGAUUGCUCUUCUUGUUCGUCAUCAGGACCUGAUAAAGGGACAUUUUCUUCUUCACUCUACAUAGCUAGAAUCAAGAAUGACCUGGAUAGAAAACCAUGGAUCAUAAUAGAACUCAGACUUGCCUAG
This is a messenger RNA of Aspergillus calidoustus, 483 nucleotides long. The record is from the annotation of a GenBank genome assembly. NCBI's taxonomy places the organism in Eukaryota, Fungi, Ascomycota, Eurotiomycetes, Eurotiales, Aspergillaceae.